AUGUGGGUCAGGCACAGUAAUUUCUUGGAUGUUGUAAGGGUUGAGUGGGAUUGGCAGGUCCCAGCGACUGGUGGCAGAGGACAAUUUAAGGUGGCUGAAGCUAAUUUCGAUAUGGAUGGCUCUACUGCUAAUAAGGCAGCUUUGCAAAAUGCUUGGGAUCGGAUUUUAGCUUGUAGACUUGGUAAACUAUUGCCUAAACUAAUUUCUGAGGAGCAAGGGGCGUUUGUUAAAAGGAGAAACAUUCUUGAUAAUGCAGCUCUGGUGAAUGAACUUGCUCAAGACAUUGAUAGGAAGUCAGAGAAGGUAAUAUUAUUCUCAAACUUGAUAUGGCGAAGGCUUAUGACAGCCCUGUGGGUUAUUUCAAGUCAACUAGAGAUGUCAAACAAGGAGACCCUUUAUCCCCAAGUCUUUUUUAUUUUAGCUGAAGAAGUUCUUAGUAGAGGUCUAAGAUCUCUCUUCUUUGGAGGUCAUGCUAAGUACUUCCAUGUUCCAAGGGGUUGUCCGAGUAUCUCUUAUAGUCUAUAUGCUGAUGAUACCAUUAUAUUUGCUCAAGCUCUGAAGUCUUCUAUGAUGCAGAUUAUUGGUUUCAUAUCUAGGUAUGAGGUUUCUUCAGGCCAAUUAGUUAACAAAUCAAAGAGCUACUUUUUGAUGUCUUCAAAAACUCCUGAACGUAGAAUCAAGAUGGUUGAAGAGGCUACAGGUUUUAAAAGAGGCUCAUUUCCUGUUACCUAUUUGGGUAUUCCUAUAAUCAAAGGGAGGGCUAGAAUUUGCCAUUUUAAUGCAGUCCUUGAAAAGGUUUCAAAUAAGCUUGCAGGGUGGAAAGGAAAGUUGCUCUCAACAGGUGAUAAGAUUAUUCUAAUUAAGCAUGUUCUUUGCAACAUCCCGAUCUAUUUACUUUCUGCUUCUUUGCACAAAAACUUGGAAAAGACUUUUUGUCCUUAG
Molecule: messenger RNA, 942 nt
Organism: Macadamia integrifolia
Lineage: Eukaryota; Viridiplantae; Streptophyta; Magnoliopsida; Proteales; Proteaceae
Exons: 4
Coding region: 1-942 (313 amino acids)
Source: RefSeq, a predicted model, not a curated record